Messenger RNA from Penicillium manginii, 807 nucleotides. Its product is annotated as mitochondrial 54S ribosomal protein bL27m. The record is from RefSeq and is a predicted model, not a curated record. NCBI's taxonomy places the organism in Eukaryota, Fungi, Ascomycota, Eurotiomycetes, Eurotiales, Aspergillaceae. The coding region runs from base 1 to 807 and encodes 268 amino acids. Gene Ontology annotation, molecular function: structural constituent of ribosome. The transcript has 2 exons. Gene Ontology annotation, biological process: translation. Gene Ontology annotation, cellular component: ribosome; mitochondrial large ribosomal subunit.
AUGCUGCAACAAAGAUUGUUGGGGCCCCUGCGGGCGCUGGAACGAGCCUUUGUUCCUUCAAUUCGCUCCGCCCAGCCCAUCUACCAACCGCAAUCGCUGAUUCCACGCACCCUCUCCGCAUCCCUCACUUUCCCGAAAACCACGCCUUCAAUCUCCCGCACACUCCUUCCCUUUUCGCAGGUCCGAUACGCCUCGCACGCUUCUCAAGGAACUGCCAAUCGACACUCCCGUGAUCCCGCGGGUAAGCGUCUCGGUGCGAAGCGCUCCGGCGGCGAGUACGUCGUCCCAGGAUGCAUCAUCUUCAAACAACGCGGCUCCAAGUGGUUCCCCGGCGACAACUGCGCGAUGGGACGUGACCACACUAUCUACGCCACCCAAGCCGGCUAUGUUCGCUACUACGCCGACCCCGAGACCCAUCCGGAUCGCAAAUACAUCGAAGGAGGGCAAACUCCCCCCCACCCGCGCAACGCGCCCAGCCGGCGCAAGUUGAACCUCGUCGCCAUUCCUCGAAUUGAGCCCGUCGAGGCCCAGUCUGAUCUUGUUGCCUCUAUCGAUGAGAACGGUACUCAGGUUGGCAGCGUUGCUGCCGUCAACGCCGAAUCUGGCCCCCAGCUGCGUCCUGGUUACAUGUACCGUGAGGCCAAUUGGGUGAUUGGUCGUGCUGCGGAGAAGGCCGGCAUUGUCGCCAUGUCUUAUGAUCGGGGGAACCGAUGGCUUGCGUGGAGGAAGAGACAGGCUCGUGCUGAGCGGGCUGCCCAGAUGAAGAGUCUGAAGGGCAAGAAGAAGGCCAGCAAGAAGGCCAAAUAA